AUGUAUGACGUUCACGAUAUUUGUGAAACGUUUUGCAAAAGCAUAGAACUAACUUUAUAAUUCAAUCUGGGAGAGAUUAAAUGAUCCUCUCGAGGAAAAGAUGUUGACAAUAUUACCAUGCAGUCCCGAGGUUCCCCAUAGAGAGAAUCAAUAGAAAUCCCUAAACCAGUGAUAAGCUGGCAAAGUAGGUCGGGUGGAAGAGCUUUCCUAUUACCAAUCUCUACCCUACAUGAAAAGGUUUCAGGGCUCAGUGCUUAUUUGUCCGUGAUUUUGCAGUUAGUAGUCACAAAUCGAAGGUAUAACAAUGAGUCAACCAGGAAACAUGGGGUAUGGACAGCAACCACCUUAUCCUGCUCCUGGUCCAUAUCCUCCAGUAGGCGGCUAUCCUCAGCCCGGUGGCUAUGCUCAGCCAGGUCCAUAUCCUCCACCAGGCGGAUAUCAACAACCAGUUGGCAAUUAUCCUCAGCCUCAGGCUGGACAGUACCCUCCACCACAACAACCUGUAGCAGGGUAUACAGGCCCUGCUUAUCCACCAAGCAGUAUCCCUCAAGGUGGUUAUGGUCCACCUUCUGGGCCACAACCUGGACAGCCAGGAGCAUGGAUGCCAGCUCCACACGUACCAAACUGUCCUCCUGGCCUUGAGUACCUCACACAGAUCGACCAGAUUCUUGUUCAACAGCAGGUUGAAUUACUUGAAGCAUUUACGGGCUUUGAAACAUCUAAUAAGUACAAAGUGAAAAAUUCUCUUGGACAACAAAUGUAUUUUGCUGCUGAAGACACAGAUUGCUGUACUCGUCAAUGUUGUGGUCCCAUGAGACCAUUUGAUAUGAAGAUCAUGGACAAUUCACAAAAUGAAGUAAUUCAUCUGAACCGUCCUUUGGCUUGUGAUUCGUGCCUCUUCCCUUGUUGCCUACAGAGUAUUGAAGUCACUUCUCCCCCGGGUUCUGUAAUUGGAAGCAUCCAUCAGGAAUGGAGUAUACUGGCCCCGAAAUUCACUGUCAGGAAUGCAUCUGAUGAUGUCAUUUUGAGAAUUGAAGGUCCUUUUUGUACUUACAGUAUAUGCGGGGAUGUGGAAUUCCAAGUGUUGUCUCCUGAUGGUUCAACUCAGGUUGGCAAAAUCAGCAAGCAGUGGACAGGCCUUGCCAAAGAAGCCUUCACUGAUGCUGAUAAUUUUGGAAUUACAUUCCCCAUAGACCUUGAUGUGAAAAUGAAGGCUACCUUGCUUGGAGCUGUGUUCCUCAUUGACUUCAUGUUCUUCGAGAAGAAAGGCAACAAAGAAAAUGAUUCAGUUGGAAUGCUUUAAGAUGUACCAGUGGAGGGUACUGGUUGAUAUCAGUGUACUUAGCAUUAUCUCCAUAACAAAAAUGACCAGUUUUCAAAUAAUUAUUUGGUUUAAUAGAAAAAACAGACAUCAAGAAAAACAGAAACUAGAAAGGACUGAUUGUCAGUUAUGUUCCUAGUAAUAUUGAAUAGAUGAUAAAACCAGAUAUAUCAGCAUUUUUUGUUUAUGAAUGAUGUGAUGUUAAAAGACAACUAUAAGAAGACAGAACUUGUAUAUAGUACAAGUAUUUUUUGCUAUCAAUGUAAAAUUGAUUUAUCAUUUAUUUUUAUUCUCCUAGUUUUGCAAACUAUGUCUAGUAUAUUCAAGUGUAUCUAUAUAUGUUCUAAUAUCUUGAUGUAUAAAAAGUGUAGUGUAGAUAAAAAAAAGACCAAUUAAAGAUUGAGACAUCAGCUUUCAAAAUCCUUUUGAAGGUAACAUCCAGAUGGAAUUCAAAAUGUUGCUCGUGUUUUGCCAUUAUUAUGUCAAUAUUUGUAUUGUCUUGUGAUUCUAUUAGAGUAUUAAUGAUAGGCUAAUCAUAAGGGAAUUGAGUCUACCAUUGCCCAGGGUUAAAUGCAUAAGAAAAGCCUUAUGUUAGAAGUAAGUAUUCAAUAUAUCUUUUCUUUCCUUUUUUAUGUCUGUCUUUAUUUUUCUGAAAAACAUUUUUCUUAAAUGAUUAUUGAAAGUAAGUGUUGUUAUGUUAGUUGGAGCUGUUUUAAAAUUAGUUCUCUUUUAAUCCAUUAGUGCAGGGUACAUACACUGCAGAUUGUUUUGUUAGUUUUGUUUACACACAAAAGUGCUUGGGUGCCAAGAGUCACUUACUAGGCCUGCUGUUUCCUUGAUUUUUAUUUUGGAAAGUUUCUUCAUUCAUUACUGUUUUUCCUAUCAUUUUUAAUAUUCUAGCUGUAGUUAUUGAUAUCAUUAAGACAUUUUUAAUAAUAAUAAUAGUGAACAGACUAGGAAAAAAAUAAGAUUAGGUGACUAUUAUUUCACAAAAUGUAAGAAAGAAGUAGACAAUUGAGAUCAGGUUGGGCUAGCUUUUUACUCCUAGGUGACUGAGCACUGCGGAAAAUAAGAUUGACAAAGAAAUUAAAGUAGAUGCGGCAUUUGCAUAUGCACUCCAGUUAUCAAUGGGUAAUAUUGAGUGCUGUCCCUGUACAGCUGACUUCCCAAAAACAACUGAUCAUUGGAAGGGAUGUUUGUUCUUAAUUUUAAGUGUCAGUGUCAUUUAAAGCAAGGGCCAUCACUACAGGGAGCACCAGAAUGCUGUAUCCCCAUUUUCAGUGGUCCUCCCAUCCUCCCAUUUUUUACCAAAUAUCUGAUCUCUCAAUGGAGAGAUCAUAUAAUUAAUCUCUACAUUUCAAAGAUACAUGAGAACACAGAUUUUAUUAACCCAUUCGCCCCACGUGGCAAGAAUAGAUGCCACACCCACUUUGAUACACGUUUAUUUUUUAUUGUAUUUACAAUAGCCAGUUAUCAAGAACUACCUAUUUCACCUGUUUACCCUUUUCCUUCACUUUAGGAAAGUUUUUUUUUGUAUCUUUUCAGUGUCUAAAAUAUUCUAAUGACAAUUUAAUAAUCAUAACAUCAAUAACAAUAAUACCAGUAUAGAUAGCAAUGGUAUUAAUUUUCCCGCCAUUUCAAUGAAUGGGAAAAUCAGGGUUGGUAACUAGGGCCUACUGAUAGACUCCUUGCUGGCUGAGCACAUGUGGAGCCAUCUGUAUGUAACAAAAUUCACCAAAAACUACAGGGGGCACAACAUAAAUCCGGGGCGAAUGGGUUAAGUUCACAAAUAUUUGGACUGAUUUUUUAUUUGUAAUGAAAUACAAUAAUAUAAAUUAGCUUGUAAGAUC
Molecule: messenger RNA, 3171 nt
Organism: Penaeus indicus
Lineage: Eukaryota; Metazoa; Arthropoda; Malacostraca; Decapoda; Penaeidae
Gene: scramb1
Product: phospholipid scramblase 1-like
Exons: 8
Coding region: 305-1303 (332 amino acids)
Biological process (GO): plasma membrane phospholipid scrambling
Cellular component (GO): plasma membrane
Molecular function (GO): phospholipid scramblase activity
Source: RefSeq, a predicted model, not a curated record